UUUAAGACCAAGACAGAUUAAGAUGGAUGGAAUUGGGAGCAGCUUGAAGGUGGUAGAGAGUUCAAGGAGAAUUAGAUACUGCGAUGGAUUAUUAAGGGUUCUGGUGUUAACUCUGACGUUGGUAGCAGCCAUUUUAACUGGUGUGGACAAGGAGACCAAGAUUAUUCCUAUAACUAUCACAGAAACCUUACCCACUUUGCACGUCCCCGUCACUGCUAAGUGGCACUACAUGUCUGCCUUUGUGUACUUCCUGAUAUCGAACGCGAUAGCAUUUUCAUACGCAGCAGCAUCGCUGGUAGCAUCAAUGGCAGUUCGGGCAUCCAAAGAAAAGACAGGUAUAGUUCUGGUGGUUCUGGACAUGACCAUAAUGGGGUUGCUCUUGUCUGCGAAUGGGGCAGCAAUUGCCGUUGGGGUCUUAAGCCAAUAUGGUAACUCGCAUGUGCAGUGGAAGAAGGUUUGCAAUAUGUUCGUUGGAUUCUGUCACCAAAUGACUGCUGCUAUAAUAUUUUCUUUGGUCGGAUCAUUGAUUUUCUUUUGGCUGGUAGCACUGGCCAUUCUCAAUCUUCACAAGAAAUCAAGGUAGAUGAUGGGAAUCAAGGAGGUAGAAAGGGAGCCGUUGGUGGUA
Messenger RNA from Hibiscus syriacus, 625 nucleotides. Its product is annotated as CASP-like protein 1E1. Lineage: Eukaryota; Viridiplantae; Streptophyta; Magnoliopsida; Malvales; Malvaceae. The transcript has 5 exons. Bases 23 to 583 code for a protein of 186 amino acids. The record is from RefSeq and is a predicted model, not a curated record.